AUGUUCUUGAAUACAUUUGUGAUUUCUGAAACUUUUGUUAGCACUGAAUUAAAAAAAAUUAGUGAUGGUGGUACCAUAGAAGCAGAUAAGAAAGGAAAGCAUAGACCGCACAAGAUUCCAGAUAGUGUAAAAGAUAACAUUUUAGAACACAUAAAAUUAUUUCCACUUGUACCUUCCCAUUAUACAAGGAGGAACUCAAAACGCAUGCACUUAGAAGAGGGCUUAAACAUAUCUGUAAUGCACCGAAUGUACGUGGAAUAUGCCAAACUCAAAAAAUGGGAUGCCGUCGCUAUAGUUAGAGAAUACAGAAAAGUUACUACCUUAGCAUGA
Messenger RNA from Diabrotica balteata, 330 nucleotides. NCBI's taxonomy places the organism in Eukaryota, Metazoa, Arthropoda, Insecta, Coleoptera, Chrysomelidae. The record is from the annotation of a GenBank genome assembly.